Molecule: messenger RNA, 2593 nt
Organism: Salmo salar (Atlantic salmon)
Lineage: Eukaryota; Metazoa; Chordata; Actinopteri; Salmoniformes; Salmonidae
Source: RefSeq, a predicted model, not a curated record
GGAGGAUAGAAUUAUGGUCAGAUUUGCCAAAUGGAGGAUAUUGUUGAACAAGCAAGUAAUACCUUUACCCUUGUUGGUUUCCUCCCACCCCAGCUACGGUGGCCAUCGUGGACAUAUACUCCAAUGAAGAGGAGAAGCUGGUUCUGUCAUCUCAAGGCUCUGCCCUGGGCUCAACCUCGGUUAAUCACCUCCACAGUCAGAUUUUACCAAGAAGAGGUAUGCUGGCUGUAUGAGAGACAUUGAGGUUUCCAGAACCCCCUAUAACCUGCUGAGCAGCUCCGACUACACCGGCCUGACCAAAGGCUGCUCUGUAGAGAACCUCCAUACAGUGAGCUUCUCCAAGCCAGGCCAUGUGGAACUGAAGUCCAUGUCCUUUGACGCUGGUACGGAGAUCAGCCUGUCCUUCACAACCAAGAGUGACAAGGGCAUCAUCCUGUUUGGCAGUGGGGGCACCAAUGGGACCAGCUCCCAGUUCCAACUCCCCAAGAGGAGACACAGGCAGUCUGGGGAGCCCUUCUUGGCUGUGUUGCUGAACAAGGGGGCCCUGGAGGUGCUGGUGUUUACAGGCAGCCACAGCCCACGCAAGGUGGUCCGCAAGCCUGACCAGGGCAUCCUGCACGACGGGAGAGAUUGGGCGGCAGGUCAUUAGCAGUCCAGGUGGAUGAGAAGCGGAAGAGGGAGCAGGCCCUUCCCAACGACCAGCUAAUAGGCGUCAAGAGACUGUUCAUCGGGGGUAUCCCCUCUGACGUAGAGCUCAGCUCCCAGAGACCCAACGUCCCCUUCGAAGGCUGCAUCUGGAACCUCAUGAUCAUUACCAUCCUCACAGACUUCUCCCAGCCCGUGGCCUUUGAGAACGCAGAGAUCGGCCAGUGUAACAACCUGGCCCCUCCCCCUCCCCCGCUUCCCCUCCAAGAGGAAGAGCCUGGUGAGGAAGAGAAGGCCAAGGAAGAAGACGUGUCCCAGACUGUCCAACCUGAGGCUCCACCACCCACCCCGACACCAGACAGACACAUCUCCCACUGUAGGUCCCACUCCUAUGGGUACCAGGGAGUAAAAGACAAAAAAAGUCACAUUAAAGGACUAAGUUCCCAGCCUAUGAUGGAGUGAUAUAUUAUCCCCAUAAAGAGCUGUCAUCUGUCCCCAGCACAGCUCAGCCAGACAGACCGGUUGGCCCUGAGUCUAAAUACACCAUCAGAGAGGUGAUGUGGCUGGAAUAAAGAAUGGGCCGUUUUCCAAUCCAUUAGGUCUGCUUUAUAGGUAAAGCUGCAGUGUUGACAGGGCUCUUUCUCAUAGCUCCACUGCUCCAUCUAUCCUCUCUGGCUGACAGCUGAGGUACUGUAGCAGCACUCUCUCUGUCCUCGCUCUGUCCUUCUUGCUCUCUCUCUCUCUCUUUCUGUCUCUCUGUCCUCCUCUCUCUCUCCCUUUCCUCCUCUCUGUCUCUGUCCUCCUCACUCUCUCUCUCUCUCUGUCCUCUCUCCGUCUCGAUCUUGCUGUCCUCUUCGCUAUGUCUCUCUGUUUGUCUCUCACUCUCUCUCAUCCAUCCUUCCAGACUCAUUCAUUCUCUGCUAGCCAAGCUGCCUUGGAUUGGCCAACACCAGCUGUAUUUCCUCAAAUAUUCUCUUGAUAUAUCUCCAUGGUAUGUAUCAUUGUAGGCAAAUGAAUAGAUUGCUACAGUGGUAGUGCCACUGGUAGUACAAUAUUUUCUUGUAGAACUGAUGUGCAUUUUGGUAAUCAUACUGUAAUAUUUUUCUUAGCACUGUUCCUCUAGCUACCUGCUGUGCUGACUUUCGCCAUUCAUGACAUCAGUGACAUCAGACGUGUGUCUGUGGAACCUUCAUUUUAAUGGAUUUCAGCCAUAGACCUUCAACACCAAGCCCUCUGUGUGAGGAUGUGUUGCUCGUGAACUAUACAUGCACAAACUUUCCAUGUCCAUAUUCGUAGUAUUGCCAGAAGACAUUUGACUUUCAAAGGGAUUUUCUUAGAAGAUCAUUUAUUUUUAAGUAAAUCAAUAUGGUUGUAGUAGCUCUGCUUUAUAAACAGGCUAUAUAUGAUAUAUGCUGUACUGUUUGCAGUGUGAAAUAAGGGUAUGCACUGUAAAAUAAAUGCCCCUUUAAGCAAUGGGAGCCUUUGUGGCUCAACAAGAAUAUAGAAAGAAAGGACCAUUCUACAUUGAGAGAGAUGUACUGUAUAAUGCCAGAUCAGAGGAAUAGAGACGUCUUCAUGUUCUGAACAGAACAAAAUAAGUGAUUCAGAUGUUGGCCUUGCAAAAACAAAUGUACAUUUUCUGAUAGCCUCAAUAGCAAAUCCAUGUCUUUUUCAAUAGCACCAUCUAUUGGCAUGUUAGAAUAGCACUUCAUCUAGAAACAGAAAGCAGGUCAACUAUAUUCAUAUUAAAAUGAAUGUUUGCUUUGUGUUUUUAAUGCACUCUUUGAAGGAGAUCAUGUCAGCUAAUAUGAAUUGUUUAAGACAACUGCUACUACCCUGUCCCCUACAAGCCUCCCGUGUUGCCGAGGCAUCUCCAGUGGUCUCUGGAAAUAACCAGUUUGGCUUCUCCAAAAACAGCCAUGUUGCAUUUGAUGACACAAAGGUCAAG